AUGGGGUAUGCAAUAGGUAGAAUGUACUUUGCUAGCCCUAAUUGUGGUGAAUUGUUUUACCUGCGUUUGCUAUUAACUGUUGUCAAAGGGUUUGAUUUGUUUGAAAGCUUACGCACAGUUAACAAUGUAUUGUACGGUUCCUUUAAAUUAGCAUGUGUUGCGCCGGGGCUUUUGGAAGAUGAUGAGGAAUGGAUACAAUGUCUUCAAGAGGCUUCAGUCAUGAAGACUGGAUACCAACUUAGGAGAUUAUUUGGCGUUAUUCUUACACAAUGCUCUCCCCUACAUCCGUGUGCACUAUGGAAGCAAUUUUGUAUCCAUAUAUGCGAUAAUCUUGCGCAUAAGAUUCGUACAUUAUUUUCCAUUGCCAACCCAACCGAGGCUCAAGUCAAAGAUUAUGGUUUGUAUCUUUUGGAUGAAUUGCUCCAAGAAUCAAGUAAAAACUUACUUGACUUCCCGCCUAUGCCUAUACCAAUUGGAAAUUGGAGUGUAGUAUUCGGUAACCAAUUGAUUUCAAAACAUCGGCAACUACAGAUUGAGGCGCAAGAGGUAGGUAUACAAACUAAUAUUGAGCGACUAAACAAUGGACAACGUACUGCUUUUGAUGCUAUCAUUUCUUCUAUCUUCAAAAAUAAAGGAACUACCUUCUUUCUGAAUGGUGGAGCUGGAACAGGAAAAACAUUUCUCUACAAUACUAUUGCAUUGAAAUGUCGUAGCUUGGGCCAUAUCGUUGUAACCAUUGCUUUAUAUGGUAUUGCGUCAUUGUUAUUGUUAGGAGGUCGCACUGCUCAUUCGACUUUUCGCAUUCCAUUGGAUGUGUUGGAAAAUUCUGUCUUUGAUCGUAGCCUUAGGGACAUAUGCGAUAAUGAAAAGCCAUUUGGGGGUAUAACUGUAGUUCUUGGUGGAGAUUUUCGUCAAGUUUUACCAGUGGUACCUAAAGGAGUGCGUGAACAAAUUAUUAAUGCGUCAUUGAGAAUAUCUGAAUUAUGGAACGAUAUACAUGUUUUGACAUUGGAUUUGAACAUGCGCUUGAAUCCGAUGAAUCCUGAAAAUGUUACUUUUGCUAGAUUCCUAAUGGAGGUUGGAACUAAUCCACAAGAAAUUGUGCAUCUUCCACCCACAAUACGCAAAUGCCAAGACCUAACAGAAAUAUUGUCUACAGUGUACCCACAACUGGAAAUUCAAACCACAUCAACCCUAACCUAUUUGACAGAACGAUCAAUUCUUUCUGCUCAAAAUGAGGAUGUCAAUACCAUUAAUGUUGCCGCAUUAAACGUGUUUCCAGGAGAUGCAUUCACUUACUUAGCUGCAGAUAAGAUGUCUGAAGAUGAUGAACUUGAUCGUUCCAUUACGAACCGCUAUCCAAAUGAGUAUUUAAACUCAUUGGAUCCUCCUGGACUUCUGUCUUUUCGGGUAGAGUUGAAAGUGGGUUGUCCUAUAAUGUUGUUAAGGAACAUUUCCCCCAAAAAUGGACUUUGUAAUGGCACAAGAAUGAUGGUUGUUAGGUGUGGCACGCGCAUUAUUGAAGUAAAGAUUUUAUCUAGGGAAAAAUCAGGAAACUUGGAGUUUAUACCCAGAAUUUCCUUAACACCAUCGUCAUCUGAAUUUCCAUUUCGAAUGACUAGACGCCAACUUUCAGUUCGCUUGGCGUAUGCUAUGACUAUAAAUAAAUCUCAGGGACAAUCAGUAAAGUUUAUUGGUUUAGAUUUGCGCACUCCAAUGUUUAGUCAUGGCCAGCUAUAUGUCGCAUUGUGUAGAUGCACAUCUUUUGAUCAUAUAAGUAUCCUCCUCCCUGAGGAUAAAACUGACACUACAACAAAUGUUGUUUAUCCAAAGAUUUUGCUAUAG
Molecule: messenger RNA, 1845 nt
Organism: Rhododendron vialii
Lineage: Eukaryota; Viridiplantae; Streptophyta; Magnoliopsida; Ericales; Ericaceae
Exons: 3
Coding region: 1-1845 (614 amino acids)
Biological process (GO): telomere maintenance; DNA repair
Molecular function (GO): DNA helicase activity
Source: RefSeq, a predicted model, not a curated record